Messenger RNA from Panonychus citri (citrus red mite), 865 nucleotides. Its product is annotated as 39S ribosomal protein L21, mitochondrial-like. Gene Ontology annotation, molecular function: structural constituent of ribosome. Lineage: Eukaryota; Metazoa; Arthropoda; Arachnida; Trombidiformes; Tetranychidae. The transcript is spliced from 2 exons. Gene Ontology annotation, cellular component: ribosome; mitochondrial large ribosomal subunit. The coding region runs from base 115 to 750 and encodes 211 amino acids. The record is from RefSeq and is a predicted model, not a curated record.
UCAGUGAGUUCCAAUUGUGUUCAGAUUAUUGUUUACAAAAUUUUUCUGCUAAUUAAUUGAUUAGUUUGAUUAAUUUUCUUUUUUUUUAUUCAUAGUAAUUCAAAGAUAAGCAACAUGUUUACUUUAAGAAGAGUUCUACCUGGUGUUUCUUUGCUUAGAAAUGGAUCAAUAACCAUGAAGAAAAUAAUUGAAUCUGAUUUUCUAAAAUCAUCUCAAUGUAAAUUGAGUAUUAUGUCUCAAAAUAUUGGAGAAAAGGUGAAUUUUAAUGGACAGAAUUUAGCUAAAAGUAAAGGUGAUGGCUUGGAAUUCAGUAAAAUAACUGAAGCUGAUAAUUUGAAAUUGUAUUUUAAUAAAGUUAAUCAAACAAUUGAUUCAACUUCAAAGGAUCGUCACUUUGCUGUUGUUUACAUGUACAGUAAACAGAAACUUUUAACCGAAGGUGAUAUGUUUUACGUGUUAAAAGAUUUACCUGCUAAUCCUGGUGAUAGAAUUAAAUUGGAAAAGAUAAUGAUGAUUGGAAAUGAUAAAUUAACUCUCGUUGGAAGACCUUUGCUAGAUCGUAAUUUGGUUCAUGUGGAAGCGACAGUUAUUGAAAAGACUCAUAGUCACACUUUUAUGGGCUUGGUGGCCAAAAAGCGUUCUCAUCGUUUCCGUCGAUAUUAUUUCCAACGUAAACCAUUAACGAUUUUGAGAAUUAAUGAAAUUCGUAUUUGUCAUCAUAUUAACGAAUCACAUAGUUUUCUCCAAUAAUCAUUUUUUGAAAUAGUCAGUUGGUUUAUAUAACUUUCGCUUUGUCAAACUACUUUUGCUUGUGAUUAAAUAUUUCAAUCAAUUUAUUUAGUAAAUUUAAUUGUUACCAUUCUAA